Gloeophyllum trabeum ATCC 11539 is the source of this 999-nucleotide messenger RNA. RefSeq lists its product as uncharacterized. The coding region runs from base 1 to 999 and encodes 332 amino acids. Gene Ontology annotation, biological process: retrograde vesicle-mediated transport, Golgi to endoplasmic reticulum. The record is from RefSeq and is a predicted model, not a curated record. Lineage: Eukaryota; Fungi; Basidiomycota; Agaricomycetes; Gloeophyllales; Gloeophyllaceae. The transcript has 3 exons.
AUGUCUACUGCAGCAGCAAGGGCUGCAGCGCGGAGGAAGGCUCUGAGUGAGCGGGGUACCGACCGUCUCGCGAAACUUACGACCACGGCGAGGGGGGAGGAUUCGCCUGUAUACAGGCCUGAAGGUACGUUAUCCUCAAAAUCGUUACUGAACCCGACUGACAACCUCAGAAACUUUGUCGGCGAGGACUCAAAUCUCCCGCCGCCGAUUCCGAGUUCAAGACCCGCCGCGUCCCACCGCACGCCGUCUUCCUCCGCGUCCAGUCCGCCGUCAGACCCUUCAGUAUGGUCCCAGGAGCAGCAAAUGCAAUUUAUGCAGGCACUCAUGGGUGCUGGCCUUGGAUCUAUGGAUCCUUCCAACCAGUCCCGACCACCACCGUCCAUAGCCUCACCAGGCAGUUCUGCCGCUCAACCUGAGGACCCGCUAGCAGCCAUGAUGUCUGCCCUAACGCAAAUGAACCCGCAAGCAGGUGGGCAGGGUGCUGUCCCCAAUCCGUUCGCCAUGCCCGGCGCUGCAUUCCAGCCCCCUCCGCAGGCGCCGCCCAAACCACAGUCAAGGCUCAAGAAAUUCAUGCCUCUCAUUCACGUCCUCGCUACGUGGUUCCUGCUCGCGUACUAUGUGUUCUGGAAAGAGCCUGGCGCGUAUAUGACACAACCCACUGCCUCUGCUGUCUCGGGGAACCUAUGGCAGCGCUGGGCGGAUCUGGCCUGGAGGAACGCGAAAGUGGGAUCUGCAGCCGUACAAUUCGUGCCGUUCUUCUGGGCAUUCACAACAUUGCAGGUUGUGCUGCACUCGUAUCGAGUAUUUUCUGGUUUGGACACUAUCCAGCCACCAAUGCUGUUAUCUUUGGCACUACCGCAGCUGCCUAAGCCGCUACCCUCAGUGAUACUUACUGGGAUGAAAUAUAUGCAGAUAGGGGGCGCAUUUCUGGAUGAUCUCGCUGCUCUAAUAUUUGGGCUGGGGAUGAUUGUAUGGGUUGCUACUUGGCUGAGCAGUUAG